Messenger RNA from Nicotiana attenuata, 402 nucleotides. RefSeq lists its product as uncharacterized. Bases 94 to 402 code for a protein of 102 amino acids. NCBI's taxonomy places the organism in Eukaryota, Viridiplantae, Streptophyta, Magnoliopsida, Solanales, Solanaceae. The transcript is spliced from 2 exons. The record is from RefSeq and is a predicted model, not a curated record.
CAAAACCACCACGUAAUUAUUGAGCCAAACGUGCACAUUCGGGUAAAAAGUUCCUCUGUCUCGGUCCAGAUUAGCCGCUCUUGCGACGGCGUAAUGGCCCUCUCUGUUUGCCGGUACCGGAGUUACGGUUUUGUGUCGCCGUUAAUUCGGUGCUUCAGGUCACAAGCAGCAUUGAAAGCGUUGGCUAAAGCGUCGGAAGACAAAAUGCCAAACCUCAUCCUCUACAAUUAUCCUUCAUUUUCCGGAGCUUUUGCUGCGCUAUUCGCUCACCUCUAUCACUCUCGUCUCAACCUCUCUUACCUCGUCUUGCCUUUUUCUUCCGUUGAACCCUUCAGAGUUGAAGACUUGUGUAUUGACGGGCUGCAGAAUUGCUACUUUCUUUAUUUUGUUUGGUUCCGUUAA